AUGCCAGCAAUCAAUAUAGAGGAUCUGAGCGAGAAGGAUAAACUGAAAAUGGAAGUGGAACAGCUCCGGAAAGAAGUCAAGCUGGAACGGCAGCCGGUGAGUGCUGCGUGGUUUCUUUCUUUAUUAUAUCUGGGGAGCCUAGCUGUUGGUUGGAACAGCUCCUGUUUUCAGUGGCAGGCGGAUCAAAGCCUGUUUGUUUGGAAGAGGCCUUGCGUGCAUGUCUGCAGCUUGCUGGUUACAAAGCAGUUUGGCAAUUUGACUGCCUAGGAUCAUUAAAGGGGCCUCGAAAGGAGGCCCAAACUGAAGGGAGGGGUGUGUGAAAGGGAGGAAGGGAUUGAUUGAUUUUUCUAGACUCGGGUAAAAUCAAAACAAAACAAAACACAACCAUCUCUCCCCGAUACAUAAGGGGCACAGGUAGGGAUAAAAGAUCAGAAUUGUAUUCCAUUGUGGGGAAAGAUUACCCUGGCCAGAUUGCACUCAAAAGGUACACAUGUGAAAUCCAUAUGAGCAUGGGAAGCUGCCUUAUACAGAGUCAGACCAAUGGAUGAUUUAGAUCUGAUAUUUCUGCAUUGCAGGGGUUUGGAUUAGAUGAGCCUUCCAGCUCUAUAAUUCCAUGAUUUUAUAUGACUGGCAGAAGCUACCCAGGGUUUCAGACUAGUUGGCCCCACCAGGAUAUGCCAGGGAUCCCCAGCAAUUAUUGCCAGGCAAGGGCGUGUGAUCGAACCAAGUGAUUAACAAUGUGAUUAACUAACAGCAGGUCUUGGGGGGGAGGGGAGAAAUUCAAUACAGUUCACAUGUGCAGGUGACCCCUACCUAAUCCACACUUUACAAAACAGUAAGAGAACUGGAACAAACCAUCCUUCGAAAGGUGCAGUUUGCUGAAUUUUGCAAUGCAUCUCUCACCUGAGAUAGCUUCCUCACUUCGCCUAAUGAUAGGGCCGUCUCUCCAGACUACACACAGGGGGCUAGCAUGUGAGGUAGAAAGUUAGUCGAGAACCUGUCCUAUCAUGCAUUGCCGGGGGUUGGGCUAGAUAACCCUUGGGGUCCCUUUCAACUCUACAAUUCUAAUUAUUCAGCCAAGUAACGUAUGCAAAAAUGCAUGCACUGAGGUAAAGUGUGCAUAUAAAUGCACAUACGAGUGAAAAUGAUGUACAAAAAUCUACUAUACUAAGGAAAAGCACUCUGUAAAAACGUGCAGAUUGCCUAGAAAUAUGUGUAUAUUAGAAACUGACCCUAAAAUGCUGAUGAAGUUUCAUGAGCACUUUUCUUAAGUCUAGAUCAGAACUUCUUAGUACUUCUGCCUUUAUUUCUGUUCCCCCCCAUUUCUGAUUUAAUCUAUCAUAUGUACAACUGUGAAAGGAGUAUAGGACUAUCUGGAUUUUCUGUCUAUCGGGAACAAAAUGUCUUGGGCUGCUUCUGCCUGGCCCGGCCCCCUCUUCCCAAAAACAACCACAAUUUGGGAAUCACUGACACACGAGGGAAUGCCUAUUGACAUCAGCUGCAGAACUGAUGACACAGCCUGAAUUAGAGUGGAAGCUGCAAUUACAAGGAAAGGGGAGAAGCGUGAAGAGGCUAAUUAUGGGGUAGGCAAGCAGAGGGCUAAAUUUGGGGCUUUUUACUGCUUUAGUGCAAGACUUCAGGGAGCUGAGGUAUGCAAUAUAGUAAGGAAGAAAUGGCCAGAUGACUAGAGGGGGGGGGGGAACAAAUUGGGCAUGAAGUGUUUCCCUGAUUAUUUCCAGAAAUCUGGACAGAUUUGCCUCUCCUGGCAAAUCUUGUAGAGAAGUGGAGAUACUCAAGAGAACUGCAAGAAACUAUGUUUUCAUAAAGUUCAUCCAGUGGCAGGGUAGGAGGUACUGUUAUUUUUCACUAAUAUCCAGCCAUAGCCCAGUGGAUGAGGGAUGGGGAACCUGUGCCCUCCCAGAGGAUGUUAUUUUCUUAUUUUUAUUUAUAAUAUACUGAAUUCACAUCCUGCCCUUCCUCUCCAGGCGGGUGUGAGGUUGUUGUUUUUUUAACAUAGCAAAUAUAAAACAAAUUGAUGGUACAGAAUACAGGCAAUCCUCAUUUUGUGUGGGGGUUCCAUCCCAGACCCUAUAUGCGUUGUCAGAGUGCACAUACGUCUGCUCCGCCCCUUUUUGUGGCGUUUUGGAGCUACUUCUCGGUUUGGCGCCACGCACGUUAUUUGGACACACCUAAACCAGGAGUUGCCUGUAUUCCUACUACUCAACACGUUUUCACAUGCAAUGUAUAUUUUCAUAUGCAAUAUCAUAAUGUACACUUUAAACUGCUGUUAUAUUCAUUUUGCAUCUUUAUACACUUGCUUUUUUUAAAAAAACAGAUUUAAUGUGUAUGUCAUGUUCUUUGUAAACUGCCUAGAGGUUUCACUUACAGUUAUACAAAUUUUGUUAAAUAACACAAGUUGCAGGAAAAAAUAUUUAUACAUAGCAACUUGCAAAUUUUAUUUCUGGUGUUUAUCAUUAAUUCAUAUGUGUAGUGUUUGUGUAUCACUGUGAAACUAUUUUCUUGCCUUCCAAAACGACCCCUGUAUUUAGAUUUCUUUCGCUCUCUCUUUUUGAAGGUUUCCAAAUGUUCUGAAGAAAUUAAAAAUUACAUUGAAGAAAGAUCUGGAGAAGACCCUCUGGUUAAAGGCAUUCCUGAAGACAGGAACCCUUUCAAAGAAAAAGGAGGAUGUGUUAUUGCUUAG
Messenger RNA from Podarcis lilfordi (Lilford's wall lizard), 2701 nucleotides. The record is from the annotation of a GenBank genome assembly. NCBI's taxonomy places the organism in Eukaryota, Metazoa, Chordata, Lepidosauria, Squamata, Lacertidae.